AUGGCGGAUGUCAAAGUAGAGAUACGGGGCAACGGCCCGCUGCGGGUCAUUGGCGAGAUUGAGAUUGUCGACCAGAGUGGCAACAACUACACCAUUCCCGAGGGUCAGUGGGUCUCCUUCUGCCGCUGCGGACAGUCGGACAAUAAGCCCUUCUGCGACGGCACGCACCGCGACUGCGGGUUUGAGGGCGUCAGCGAGGCAAAGUAA
Molecule: messenger RNA, 207 nt
Organism: Geodia barretti
Lineage: Eukaryota; Metazoa; Porifera; Demospongiae; Tetractinellida; Geodiidae
Source: the annotation of a GenBank genome assembly